Molecule: messenger RNA, 7882 nt
Organism: Haliotis rufescens (red abalone)
Lineage: Eukaryota; Metazoa; Mollusca; Gastropoda; Lepetellida; Haliotidae
Product: zinc finger protein Eos-like
Exons: 3
Coding region: 319-1902 (527 amino acids)
Biological process (GO): regulation of DNA-templated transcription
Molecular function (GO): DNA-binding transcription factor activity, RNA polymerase II-specific; RNA polymerase II cis-regulatory region sequence-specific DNA binding
Source: RefSeq, a predicted model, not a curated record
GUUUUAUAGAUGCUACACGUUGUCCACCACAUCGAUUUUGAAUGAAUGCUGAAAGGGUUCGAUGCAGAAUCAGCGCAAACCCGUAGUUUGAUAAUGUUCUUCCAACAUGCAACAAGCACUAGAAACCCUUUUGACCCUACAGCGAGUUGGGGGCGGUGACUGGGUUUAUUUCCGCAUUGAAAGGCUCUUGCUUUUGUCGUGUUGAGCGAGCUUGUGUGCGAUACUUCCAGACUCGAAGACAUGGAACAAUGGCGUAGGUGAUGAUGACUUUUCCAACUGGCUAUACCUGAAACCUGACCUCUGACCUGUAAUCCCACGAUGCGACCCAAAGGCAGCACUAAAAAUGCAGUGCAGGUCAUCACACGCUACAUGUGUCGAUUCUGUGGCCGGCAGUUUCAGAACCUCCAAGAGAUGCAGACUCACACACAAGUGCACUUCAGCGAGAAGCCGCCACAUGCUUGCUAUGUGUGUGGCCGCACGUACCGCACACCAUCCAAGCUACAACGACACGUGCGUGUACACAGUGGGGAACGCCCAUAUGCCUGUUCCAUCUGUGGAAAAAGGUUCACACGAUCUGACCAUGUGAAACAGCAUCUGAAAGUGCAUAUGCCACAGCGGCAAAAAAAUGUGUGUCGUUUGUGUGGGAUGAGGUUCAUGAGGCGACAGACACUUCAGGCUCAUCUACGGAGCCAUGGGAUUGUUCAGGUUUUCUCUUGUAACCGGUGCGGAGAAGCAUUUGAAUCAGCGCUUCAGCUACACCACCAUAAGGAAACUCAUAGCAACAUCUUCUAUGGCCACAGCAGUGAUGGCCUUGAUGCAGAGGGGGGAUUGCCAAUCAGCAUCAAACGAGAGCCAGGGGAGGGAGGGGAAGUAGAGGAGAGUAGACCCAUUCUUGGACUUGCCAAAUUCGGUCUUGGACCUCAACCAGAUGUCAAAGAAGGCCUGGAUGGACAAGUGAGAGAAGAGAGUAACAACCCAGCUGUCCUGGCCAAACAAGCACUUGACAUGGCCUUGAAGGCUCAGGAAGAACCAGAAUACUCAGAGGAAAAACCUAGUCAGGUUAAUGGACACUUAGGGGACGAUGAUGAAAGCAAGUCGAUUGUUAUUGAUAAUGACAUUGCCGAACAAGAUGAUGAAGAUGUUGAGAAUGAUAAUGAUAAUGAUGGGCCUUCUGUUUCAAUAUCUAACUGUUUCUCCCUAGCAGAGGGUGAAAACUCCAUUGCAGAUGUACAUCUUAAAGAAUUGGAAGAGGUGAAAGCUACAACAUUCAGUGAUGGCAUGAAGAUGAUCCUGAUUCCUUCAGAUCUCGCCGAUGAGGACAAAUCGGAGGAUUCCAAUGAAGAAGCAGACGAUGCUUCUGAUAAGAAAGAUGAUGAAGAUGAGAAGAAGGAUGAUGAUAAUAUUCAAGUAAGCAGCUCAGCAGACGUGUCAUCAUCUUGUAACCGCGGAAACCGGUCAUCUGGUCAUCUUGUCUCCCUCCUUCCAAAACCUCCACCAAUCAUAGCAGCUCCAUCAAUGAGAAAAGAAACACUGAGCAACCAAUCAACAUCAUACAUCAACAUGAGAAGCCUUUUAACAGCAACACCAACACAAAGCAUUCGACCAUCUCGUCCAGAACCGCCUUUGCUCUGCAUGGGAGUUCCAGGGUUGUCAUCAGCAACAGCAGCAGGCAAGAGUUCAGGGUAUCUUUUCGGGAAAAAGAUGAUCCGGUGUGAUCACUGUUGCAUUUGGUUCGAGGACCAUUCAAUGAGUCUUCUUCACAUGAGUCUUCAUUCGGCCGACCCAUCAGAUCCUUUCACGUGUCGUAAGUGUCUGAAGCGCCUCGGGAACCGCCUGGAAUUCAUGGCUCACAUUGUCUGGCAUCUCGAUCCCAGCAUGGAGGAGAGGCUUAUGAAAAGUUAGUCAGUAACGGCCCACUCAGAUAUCUGAUCAUGCCAUUUUCUUGAUUAAGUAUUCCUUUUCAGAAGAUGUCAGUUUUUAUGAAAAGGUGUCAUGGAUAUUUUAUAAAGUGCCCCAUGCCAUGACUAAGAUAAGAGACUACAUAUCAUUAGAACAAUAUUGAGAUUCUUAUUUCCACCAGAUAAGUGUCCCACCCUUUAUCAGCUGUUUAUGACUACUCUCUGUUACAGAUUUUGUCUUUUUUGCUUGCAUCCUCCCUGCUUGAAAAAAUACAGUUGUUUUUAGUAAGUGCAACAGUCCCUGAAGGGGUUCUCUAGGAAAUCAUUUCGGUUAGCAAUAAUUUCUUGACAUAAUGUAAGCAUGACUUAGGAUCACAUUCAGGCAUGGCUAUUUCUCCAAAAGGCUAUAAAUGGCUAUUUAUAUGUAUUGAGAAAUAUCUUCCACAAUCACAAAUUAUAAGAAACCAUCUUUAACUGUAAGCAAAAGUCAAGGUCCUGAGAAAUAGAACUUGCUAUUUAAUGAAACACGUAUCAUUAAAUUGCUCUUUUAUUGAUCUGCAAGUAAGCACAUCUGUACAUGCAAACAUAGGAACUACUCAACUAACUCACCGAUAGUAUACUGAUAAAGAUACUCACAUGCCUUGCAGAAACCUAUGUGCCUGAGACAAUUAUUGGGUUGAAUAUGGUAAUAUGGUAUACACGUGUACAUUGUGGUGAAUGCAAUUACCAGUUGGGACAAAAUACACAUGGUAGUAAAACUGUGUUAUACACGAUUCUUUCAACAAACAGCUGUGAAAGGAGGGAUAAGUAUCUUGUUGAAAAUAACUUUUAAGAUAAGUGAGAGAAAAGAAUUAUUUGAAACUCUUUAAUAUUGCAAUUUAUGAAACUGUAGAAUUUAAUUUAUCAUCUUAAGCGAUUAACACUUUUUCAUGGGUUUGGCUUUGUUGGUUGGAAUAAAGUCUCAUGUGAUUUCUGGUUUGAUUUUGAAAAUAUUAACCAAGAAAUAUCAGUAUGGUCAGAUAUAAGGUGCUUUGUGUUUCAACAUGUAAUUAUGCACAAAUUAUCUUGCCCCAUAUAUUAUAGAUACUGCUUGUCCAUGACAUGCAGGAACUUCACUGGAAUAUUAAUCAAUGUUCUGUUUCAUGGUGUGAUACAAAAUACAUCUAAGCAAUUUUAGCAGAGCAGAAACUAUAAUUAUAUCAUAAUAUGUUUCUUGUUUGUGUAUUGUUGACUUCUGAAAUGUGCCUAUACACUCUUUCUAUUUUGUACCCUCAAGUACUUGUUGCAACAAUUGUGAUAUGACUGUUAUUGAUUGUGGGUUUGUAUUUCAUCACUCACAUUGAAGAGUUAUCUCCCUUGUAUCAGUGGUUUAUCUCACUGGAGACUUUUCCAGGUUGGUUAUCAUUGUUAUAUUUCAGAAAAUAUUCAAGAUAUUGAGUUAACUUUAUUCAUACACCUGUAUUUUUGGAAAUAUUUUGAAUAGGUGUAUUUGGUAUGAUUUCUGAGAAAAUAAUGAAAUUUGACAAUUCUUUUAUUCAACAAGUUAGUCCUCAUCUUAAUUUAAUUUGAUUGCAUGUAUUUCAGAAAUUUGAUUUUCAUAUGGAAUCGCAUAAUUAUUUAGGAUAAUCUUCAGAUGAUCUUAUUCUGAAAGGUACUUCCUAUUUAAUGUACAAUGCACUGGGGCUGAAAUGGUUGCCUGGUAAGUAGUAGGUGAUUACUCAAGUACUCUAGGAGUCAGCUCCCUUCUCUAUUUAAAAAAUGAACACCAUGACAAAGUUGGUAGACAAUGUUUAUCCCUCUGAAUCCACCAUGUGGAAUUUUUGCAACCAGAACAUAAGAGACUGGCCAUUUAAUACUCUAGGGAAGUCUGAAAUUUUUGUUAGAGACAAAAUAUAUUUUCGGCCAGAGACAUAUGAUGAAAUUAUUAUUUGACCCACAAAACAAUUUUUUUAGGACACAUAUUUGGCUCCCUUCCCAAAUAUCAAAUAGUUUUAAUGGUAAUACAAACUGAAGAAUACGCAACUCAGUUUAUGGGUAAAAGUUUAGCGAGGAACGCUUGCACCAAAGCCACUAAAAAUGUCGAUCCUUAAGACUUCAAAUGUGAAUAUUUGAGUAUUCAUUGAGCACUUCAUGGCAAGGUCAGUCCAGGAAAACAAUACUUCAUUGUGCCUCUUAUAAUGCACCACACCCAAAUCCUGCUAGUAAAGGAAAUUACAAAUCUUUGCAUAUUCCACUGGAAAGUUUAAGAUCGUAUUUAUUCCUCAUUAACAUGCAUUUGUAAAAGACUUUUGUUUUUUGUAUUCUACAUUUCUUGUUUUUGUACGCACCGCUGUAUUACAGUGUAAUAAGUAUUUUAUAUAUAUAUAUUUUUUAUUCAAAAUCAAAGUCUUUUUUUUCAAAGUAGGAAAACCAUCUUUUGAUAGACAUCAGGGGUGUGGAAAUACAAUUUGUAAUGUGUCCAUCUUGGAAGAAAUGAUUGUCAUACAAAUAGAAAUGUUCCGUUUGAUCAUCAAUGGACAAAUAAUGAUAUUGACUAGCAACUAUCAUCAAAUUUCCAAACAUGAUUUUGCCGAGUUUUAUUGAACAGGGCAGAUUUUAUAUUAGAAAACUAUUGCCAAAACUAUCCUAGAAUAUGGACAACAACCAUUGACUCUAUAUAUGUAGAUUGGGAUAGUUCACUUGUCCAGGGACAUGUGAACAUUGCUAAGAUUUCCACAGCCCUGGAAAAUACUUUCGUUUAUUAUCUAUGAAUCACAAGUGCACAUUUUCUUUAGCAUGUGGUUUUCAAGUGUAGUGUUUGAAUCAUUGUCUUUGUUUACAGUUUUGCAUGUUUUCUUGCAUGACAGUAGAGAAUAUAGAAUAUUUAUUGUAUUUGUAUGAGAUUAUUGUUUAAUUAUUGAUAUUUUGUCGUAUUUGAGUGUUUGUAUUAAAAAGCACCGUUUUCCCAUUUUUCAAAAGAGGGUCAAUUUAGAUGCAUGGUAGUCAGAAAAUGAACACAAAGAGUAACGUCAUAUUCUUUCUUUGCUUCUCCUGAUUUUCAUUACCUGUAAACUGUUUUUGUUACAAAUUAAGAGAUAAAGGAGGACUGGUAGCUUUGUGGUUCGAGUGUUCGCCCAUCAUGCCAAAGAUCCAGGUUCAAUUCCCCACAUGGUUGCAAUGUGUGGUGCCCUUUCUUGGCAUCCUCCAUCGUAAUAUGACUGGAAUAUUGGUAAAGGGCGUAUUACUCAACUCAUUCACUUAGAGAACUGAGGUAGAGAUAAUUAAAGAAAACAUAACAGUUACCAUGGUAACAUUCUGUUGCCUACUGCUAAUGUAAGCUUGCUGUGGCACAAUCAUCUAUGAAUAGCACAAGAUCAUGUUAAGAGUUAACAUAUUUCAGUCAUUAGUUAUUUUCUGAAGGCUCAAUGUCUUCUCUCAAAACAAAGGAGAAUGUAUUUGUUUUCAGCGUUGGAAGAAAUAUUGUUUGCAUAAUAUUCUAUGUAGAUGAAGAAUAUAGAAACAGGAUAAUUUAUGAAUUGGUUUCAACAUGCAUUUUAUUUAAAUUGUUAUUCUUCUAAAAGAUUUUGUUUUUUAAGACGAUGAUCAGAUGGAAUUUAUGCAGUGUUAAUUUAUAAAAAAUGACAAACAAUUGUCUUUGAAACUUAGUGCUCUAGUAAAAUUAGCUGUGAAUGUAUACAUGAAAUUCAAGCAUAGUACAUUUUAAGGCGAUGUGAUAUGAAAAUAUUUGACACUAUUGUAUGAAAAGCCUUCUUUUUAUUUUAUUAUGUUGUUUAUUUAAUCUUAUGUUUGUGUUUACUUUUACCUGUUAAUUACUCUGAAUAAUUUAAUUAUCUUCUGUAAUUUAUCACGUGUCUUCUAGUCUUGUGGUAGCUCUUAGUUGAUAUUUAUGAAGGUUUGUUCUUGUGUUUGUCAAGUCAAAUAUGAAAAUUUGAUAGUGAGGGCAUGUACCGAUUGACUGGUACUCUGGGAAUUUGUACAAAAUGUACAAUUGUUUGUUUUUAUUCAAGGAAAAGUAUAUAUUUGCUAUUUAAGACAUUUUAGACAGGAAUUAUUGUGACAGUCACAAAUUGUUUUCAUCACCAGCACUUCAUUUAUUUGCCAGACAUCUGAACUGUACUAUAUAGUAUAGGCUGGAAUUACAGAUGUAGAUGGUAUCCUAAGUUUGGAAAUUAACCUGACAGAGUUGGCUUUGCAGUACUUGAAAUAAUUGGUUGAAAAAGCACCACUUAAUAACAGGAUAUUUAUUUCUUUAAACUUUACACCAGGAUGCACUGGUUUGGAUUUGAAUCCUAGAUUCGUACACAUACUCUACUUGAAGAUGACACAUGUAGGAUGACAUUGUCACCUCAGGUCACCCAUCUGGUGAAACCUGUAGAUGUAUGUAUUUGGAUGGUGGAUGUUAAGUGUUUGACAAAAAGUAGUGUAAGGGAAGUAACUCUUAAAACAUGUUAUGCACAUUUAGUGAGAACUUCAAAUUACUUUCAUGUAAAUUUGUUAAAAUCUGUCUCAUAAAUAUUUUAUAUGAGAUAUGAACAGACUGGACUAAAUUUAAGACAUGUCAGUUGUCUAAAACAGGUACAUGUACAUUAAUUGAUCUAGCCUUCAAGAAGGAUAUCCAAAUUAGCUGUCAGUCAUACUUUUGACAAAUUCAGAUAGAAUUAACAUUGUCUUUUUAUAAUUGAAAAUAUCUAAUACCUAAUUGCCUUCAGUUUUUUUGGUUGUGUGUUAGUCUGAAGUGGGCUCGAUCAGUCCCAGCAUAAUGAAUCCUACAGUUAGGAACCCAACGCCUAUGUGACUCUGUUGUAUUUGAUCAUGUCUGUGACUUCCAGUAGGGUAUGGCUCUUGGUGGUGACAUCUCAUUUUGCCUUUAUGAUAUAUUCUAGAUAUAUAUUGGUGUAAAUGGGUUUUGUUUGUAAGUUCAGUUGUUUGGUAAAGUGUGCUGUUUGGAAUUGAGACAUUGUAAGAAUUAUUAACAUUUCUUAUUCAGGUUAUCUACAGGAAGUCUUAUCAGUGCCAAUGUGUGAUGUUGGAGUGCUUGUUUUGAGUCAGUACUGCCAAGAAGCUUGCAUGCAUCUUUGUCAGUAGUGCCCCCAGUUGUCACAUGUCAUAUAUUUAAUGUCUAUUUAUAUGAUUGCUUUGGCACAUUUAGAGGUCAUCUGUGGGUAGAGUUGAAAUUCUGUUCUGAAACCCACUGACCGAUGCCCCCAGCAAGUGGACCUUUGAGGAUCAAAAUUCAUUCACAAAAUAAAAAACUUUUGUCUGGCCAUUCAAAAAUGUAGGUGAAACCUCAAUCAUUCAAUUCUUUUCUGAUCGAAUAAUACAACUAACAUGAGGUUUCAACCGAAUUGUUUUUAAGAAAACAGAAACAUAUUUCAUGUAAAACUGUUUGGCAUGUCAAUUUAUCGUUUACCUUGACCAGUGUAUAGCAAACCUUGAAUACCUGAAUUUAACAAUAGCUCUAUGAGCAGUCAUGUUAUAAGUGGGAGUUACUUGGCCUUAUGUCCAAGUCUCUCAACAUGGAUCCAGCCCCGAACCCAUUAUCCCAAUAUCACAUACCGGUACCCCUUACACCUUACCUUUACCCAUCCCCCUAACCCACACCAUCUCUCCUUACACAGAACCAUCACUCCCUACCCCAAACCCAUCUCUCCCUACCCCAAAAACACCACUCCUUACACCACACCCAUCUCUCCUUACCCCAGAAACAUCACUCCCUACCCCACACCCAUCUCUCCCUACCAACACCCAUCACUCCCUACCCACACCCAUCUCUCUUUACCCCACACCCAUCACUCCUUACCCCACACCCAUAAAUCCCUACCCCACACCAAUCUCUCUUUACCCCACACCCAUCACUCCCUACCCACACCCAUCUCUCUUUACCCCACACCCAUCACUCCUUACCCCACACUCUUUACCCAACACCCAUCACUCCUUACCUCACACCCAUCACUCCUUACCCCACACCCAUCUCUCCCUAUCCC